Messenger RNA from Oryza sativa Japonica Group (Japanese rice), 900 nucleotides. RefSeq lists its product as uncharacterized. Gene Ontology annotation, molecular function: zinc ion binding; nucleic acid binding. The record is from RefSeq and is a predicted model, not a curated record. NCBI's taxonomy places the organism in Eukaryota, Viridiplantae, Streptophyta, Magnoliopsida, Poales, Poaceae.
AUGACUGAUAUUGCUAAGAGAGAUUUUGCUGAACUAGCAGUCAGCGGCAAGAAUUACCUGACAUGGGCACUGGAUGCCAAAAUCAUGCUUGGUGCUAAGAAACUCCUGAACUGCAUUCAGGACCCAACUAUUGCAACAUCAGCUGGAGGAGUUAAUAAUUUACCAACUUCAGCCGAGAAAAAUCAGGCACUGCAUUUCCUGAUGCACCAUUUGAAUACUACUCUCAAGAAUGAGUAUAUGACUGAGGAAGAUCCGAAGGUCCUUUGGGACUCACUGAAGGAUCGCUAUGGCCAUCAAAGGCAAUACCGCCAGGCUAAAUACGAGAAGUAUUCUGAACUGAUCUCCGUGCUCAUGGAAGCGCAAGGAGAAGAUGAGACACUUGUUGAAAAUCAUACGUCUCGCCCCACUGGAAGUUCAGCAGCACCCGAAGCAAAUGCUAGCUCCUUUAAGAAGGGGAAAAACCAGAAUAACCAGAACAAAGGGAAGAAUUUCUGGAAAAAUAAUGGUAAAGUUAACAAGAUGUCUUUCAAGAAGAAAGGAAAUCAGAAUAGUAAGUCUAAGAAGGGCUCUACUAGUGGUGAAUAUGGAAAGCAAUAUCAGGUAUGCUUCAAGUGUGGCACUAGGGGACACUGGUCUCGCAUUUGCCGCACCCCUAAGCAUCUCAUUGAGCUUUAUCAAGAGAAGCACGGGAAGAAGAAGUCAGAGCAUGAGUCACACUUCACUGUUGAGAUCCAGCACUCAGAGGAGAAGAUGGCUGCCAUGCAUAUCGACAAGCAGGUCGACGAGAAGGCAGUGGUUGCAAUGCACAUCGAUGAUAAGAUGGAACAUAAUGCAGUAGACGCAGAGCUGAAGCUCUCAGAUGAUCUCAUGGACUCUGAUCAGUUAUAUGGGGACAUUUAA